Molecule: messenger RNA, 1098 nt
Organism: Manis javanica (Malayan pangolin)
Lineage: Eukaryota; Metazoa; Chordata; Mammalia; Pholidota; Manidae
Source: RefSeq, a predicted model, not a curated record
AUGGCUGCCGUUAGGAUGGGGAGGCAGACAGCCGUGCUUGCAGGUCUGGUAUGUGCAUCUGUAAGUCGGCAUGCAGUCAAAGAAGAGUCAAAAAAGCAGCCAGUGAAACCAGAGCAGUUCCCCAUGUACAGGGCACCACCUCUUCAGACUAAAUACGUUGAAGAGCAGUCUGGUCAUUUACAAAAGGGUUUUGCAUCCGUCCGCACUACAACUGGCUGGUGCAACGGUAUUUACGUCUUUGUGAAAAAUGGGAUAACGGGUACAGUACCGUUUGGAAAAGAUGCAUAUGUCUACCUGAAGACUCCACCUCGCAACUUUCAUCCAAAAAUUGGAGUGGCUACGGUUUCAGGAUUGGCAGGCUCGGUUUCAGCCAGAAAAGGUUCGAGGUUUAAGAAAAUUGCUUAUCCACUGGGACUGGCCACGAUAGGAGCAACUGUUUUGCCCAGUCAGUCAGUACUAAUUGCAAAAGUAACUGGAAAUCAGGCCUGUGCUACAAGCCAGCAAAUUCAUGAAGCAGUCAGAUCACUGUGGGCAAAACACAGCCAGGGAGAGUCAUUUCCUGAGCCUAAAGAUAAAGCUAAGCUAGCAAGCUCUACGGAAAUAGAAGCACCUGCAAAGACAGCUCUUGACCUGAAACCCUCAGUGCCUUUGGCAACAGAGCUUAGCUACAAGACAAAGACCAACUCAGAAUCCACCUGGGAUACCAUACAGUUUGUGCCUGACCCCGAGCUCCUGGGUCACAGGUCCAGCUCUAGAAGCUGAAAUAGUCUGCCUAGCGAACUACAAGGUGCAAAUGAUGAUGAAAAAUCACGCGAUGGGUAACACUGAUGCACAGAGUAUAUAUAACCUAAACUAGGUUUUCCCCUUACAACGUCCAAUAGUCAGUCUGACCAGUCCCAUAAAUGACUAAAACACAGACUGUGAAUACAAUCCAAACGAUACUAAAAAGUUGAUGAGGAAGCAGAGGCGGAUGUAUUAGGAUGCAUCUGAAUUUCAAGAGUGCUUAUAAAAAAUAAAAGUGUGUAAAUACAUGAACACCAGUGAGACUAAAAUCUGAAAAAAUAUGUAUGUGCAUACGUAUAAAUAUUUAUUCAUCUA